Molecule: messenger RNA, 895 nt
Organism: Saccostrea cuccullata (small rock oyster)
Lineage: Eukaryota; Metazoa; Mollusca; Bivalvia; Ostreida; Ostreidae
Exons: 4
Coding region: 1-813 (270 amino acids)
Source: RefSeq, a predicted model, not a curated record
AUGAAAAAGAUAUACGACAUCGACGCAAAUCUUCCAAAAGCGGUCAAGUAUAUGAACUUACUACUUAUUGGAGUAGCGGGUUCCGGGAAAUCUUCAUUUGUGAAUUCAUGUGCAACGGCUUUGCUAGAUGAUGGAAGACUGGUUCAAGCAUCUCUGGCCAUGAAAGCUGGAAUGGCUAGUGCUACACGAAUGCUUAAGCUAGCACCCUUGAGAAGAAAAGGAGGAGAUGUAAUACCUAUUCGCCUUUUUGAUACCAGGGGUAUAUUGAAAGAAGGUACCGAAGUAGUUGGAAAAGAAGAAAUGAAUUAUAUAAUCGAUGGUUACGUGAAACCAAACGCAAAAAUGACAUCCUUGUCUGAUAUGAAAGCUGAAAAAAAAAGUCAAAGAGAAACACCUAAGAUAGGAGAUGAGAUGCACUGUGUUGUUUAUGUAGUAAGGGCGGAUAAAAGCAUGGAUGAUAAAGAUCCUUGCCUGGGGGAAAUAGCUGGCAUUCGGGAGACAGUAGCUCAAAGAAACCUACCUCAAUGCGUUCUUAUAACAGCAAUAGACAAAAUUCUUCCAAAUGCAGAUGACGUUGGUGACAUGUUCCGGUAUUCAAUUGUACAGAAACUUUGUAAAUUUGUCUCUAACUCUCUUAAACUUUCACCGGGGAAUAUUUUUCCAACCGCUAAUUAUGUCAUUGAAGGGGUACCAGAUGCAGUAAAGGACGGUAUUUCCCUUUGUACUCUAUGGAAAAUUGUUAGCCUUGGAAUUGAUUAUCUGAAUCAGAUGGAAGGGAUUGGUGAUAACAUUCCUGAUGAUUUUUUCGAUUAAGACUGAGUGACUUUGAUUGUUAAACUUUUGAAAUACAUCUGAAUGCACAAUGAUAUAAGACAUAUAUAAUCUCGACGAAGGA